AUGAUAACUCCCCGUUCAGAGCCCAUCGCUAUUGUGGGAAGCGGCUGUCGCUUCCCAGGAGGCGCCAAUUGCCCCUCUGCGCUGUGGAACUUGGUGGACAAGCCUCAGGACGUGUGUCAAGAAAUCCCGGCAGAUCGCUUCAACACGACUGGUUUCUAUCAUCCGGACGGCAGCCACCAUGGCACAACCAACGUGCACAACGCGUAUCUCUUGCAGGAAGACUUGAAGCUGUUUGACACGGCCUUUUUCAAUAUCAGCCCAAACGAGGCGGAUUCUAUCGACCCACAGCAGCGCCUCCUCUUGGAAACCGUGUACGAAGCCCUAGAGGCCGGUGGACACACUUUGGAGAGCUUGCGUGGCUCCGACACAGCAGUGUACGUGGGAACGAUGGGAGUUGACUAUAACGACACCCUGCUCCGGGACAUCAACACCAUACCGACCUACUUCGCUACCGGCACUAACCGCGCCAUCAUUUCGAACCGCGUUUCCUACUUCUUCGACUGGCACGGGCCCAGUAUGACUAUUGAUACGGCCUGUUCUUCCAGCUUGGUCGCGGUGCAUCAAGGUGUUCGGGCCUUGAGAUCAGGUGAAUCCCGCGUGGCAGUGGCGUGUGGUACUCAGGUAAUUUUGGGACCUGAGGUAUUCAUUUUCGAGAGCAAGAUGAAAAUGCUAUCACCCACCGGCCGAUCCCGAAUGUGGGAUGCUGAUGCGGACGGCUAUGCUCGCGGAGAAGGUGUGGCAACGGUCAUCUUGAAGCGCCUCAGCGAUGCCAUUGCAGACGGAGACCACAUUGAAUGUUUGAUCCGCGAGACGGGCAUCAACCAGGAUGGCUACUCCAACGGUAUCACGGUGCCGAGCACUGAGGCGCAGGCAGCGCUCAUCCGCCAAACGUAUGCGCGAGCAGGCCUGGAUCCGACAAAUCCUCUGCAUCGUCCGCAGUUCUUCGAGGCUCAUGGAACGGGUACCAAAGCAGGCGAUCCAAAGGAGGCCGCCGCAAUUCAUCAGUGCUUUGGUCAGCGAGGCCAGGACGAAGUUCCACUCUACGUUGGAUCCGUGAAGACGGUCAUCGGCCAUACAGAGGGCGCGGCUGGUCUAGCGGGCCUCUUGAAAGCCUCUGGGAUAAUUCAAAGGGGAACAAUCCCUCCAAAUCUACUAUUCAACCAACUGAAUCCAUCCAUCACGCCAUUUUACCAGGGCUUGAAGGUCCCCACGACUCAGCUCCCUUGGCCUCUGCUACCAGAAGGGGUUCCGCGACGCGUCAGUGUCAAUAGUUUUGGCUUUGGUGGCAGCAACGCCCAUGCUAUCCUCGAGGAGUAUCGGCCAGCAGUACUUGGAACCACGCUUGCGUCUUCAGUGCGACGUGUUCCAUUGACCCCAUACACAUUCUCUGCCAUUUCUGACUCGUCACUUGUUGAGCAACUCCAAGCCUAUUCCGAAUUCUUGAAGAAAACUCCCGAGACCAGUCCACUCGAUCUCGCAUACACACUGCAAUCACGACGAAGCCAGCUACCUAUCAAGGCUGCUUUCUCCGCGACUACCAUAGAGAAACUGUCGUUGAAGAUCGACGAGAAGCUCGCUCUAUUGAAGCAAACCCCCGGUAAUGCCGUGGGAAUUCGCUCCAACAACAAGCAGUCGACUCCCCAUGUCUUAGGCAUAUUCACCGGUCAAGGCGCACAGUGGGCGGCAAUGGGCUCGCAAUUGAUUCUUUCCUCCGAGUAUGUACGCACGCGUCUUCGUGAGCUGUCGGAAUCUCUCAACACUCUUCCCUCCACUGAUCGCCCGCAGUGGGAUCUCCAGGAAGAGAUCCUCGCUGGGGCCAAGACUUCACGACUUGCUGAGGCCGCACUGUCUCAGCCCUUGUGUACCGCCAUUCAGAUUGUGCUUGUUGAUCUGCUGAAAACUGCUGGAAUCGUAUUCAAUGCGGUAGUGGGCCACUCAUCUGGGGAGAUUGCUGCAGCAUAUGCGGCGGGCUUUCUCUCAGCUCAUGAUGCCAUUCGCAUUGCGUACUAUCGGGGCACCUAUGCUCACCUGGCCGGUAACUCCGCCACCGGGCAUAAAGGGUCUAUGAUGGCAGUUGGAACGUCACUGGAAGACGCGCAAGAGCUGACUAAACUCCGGGCCUUCAGAGAUCGACUGGCUAUCGCAGCUCAUAAUUCGUCCGCCAGUGUAACUUUGUCCGGCGAUGCUGAUGCUGUACUCCAUGCGAAGAAUGUCUUUGACGAGGAGAAGAAGUUUGCGCGGCUUUUGAAGGUCGACACCGCCUAUCACUCUUCUCAUAUGUUGCUGUGUGGUGAGCCGUAUGUCCGCUCAUUGGAAUCAUGCAGCAUCCGCGUGAUAAAAGACAGAAGCACGGCCUGUUCCUGGUUCUCGAGCGUUAACCCCAGUGAGCACGCUAUGGAGUGUGAAGACAACCUCCAAAGCACCUAUUGGCGGGACAACAUGACGAAUCCUGUUCUUUUCUACGAUGCGGUGAAAAAUGCCAUCACCAGUGAUCCGCAGCUCGCCCUCGCUAUUGAAGUUGGACCCCACCCUGCCCUCAAGGGCCCGGCUGUGCAGAAUAUGUCAGAUCACUCAAGCCCACUCCUCUACACGGGUGUGCUGAGCCGUGGAAAAGACGACGUUGAGGCAUUUUCUGAUGCGCUCGGGUUUGUGUGGGCGAAUCUUGGUGGAUCUAGCGUCGACUUCCGAUCGUUUGAAACAGUUGUGUCUGGACGUGAUUCCCAGCCGAACUUGGUGGUUGGCCUGCCAUCCUACCGUUGGAACCAUGCGCGACAGCACUGGCUUGAAUCCCGUCGAUCAAAGAAGAUGCGCGGACGGAAGCAAGCAUUCCACGAAAUCGUCGGCCUUCUGUCCCCCGACUCGACACCGCGAGACAUGCGUUGGACGAACGUGCUCAAACCAUCAGAAAUUCCAUGGCUUGAUGGACAUCAGCUGCAAGGUCAAACAGUCUUUCCUGCUGCUGGGUACGUUGCUAUGGCGUUUGAAUCCACCCGCACGCUUGCUGGAAAUAUACCUGUUCGCUUCCUUGAGCUCAAUAAUCUGAACAUUCCACGCGCCAUCACCUUCGAGGACGAAAAUGCCGGGGUAGAGACACUUGUGACCCUGACGGCUAUUUCAUCGAGCAAGGAAACCAUCACGGCUGAUUUCUCCUGCUACUCGUCUCCAGCGCUAGCUGUGGACCAAGAGAUGGAGCUGAUGGCGAGUGGCUCCGUGAGAAUUGUCUUCGGUACUUCUGACGUCGCCACUCUUUGUUCCGCCCCUCUUGACGAGCACAACAUGUCUUCAAUUGAAGCCGAUAACUUCUACUCCUCGCUUGCAAAGUUUGGAUAUGGAUAUUACGGCCCCUUCCGCGGCAUGUCAUCAUUGAAACGGAAACUGAAUGCAUCUUCGGUUAUGAUAGACACGUACGCGCAGACUGAUGCUGAUACCUCUGUGUAUGCCGUUCAUCCUAGUAUGCUGGACGUGGCUUUCCAAGCAUCAAUUCUUGCCUACUCAGCCCCCGAUGACGAGCGUCUCUGGUCGCUGCAUGUCCCGACAUCCAUCCAGAGAAUCCGAGUGAACCCGGAGCUUUGCCUCUCCUUGUCAACUUCUGGAUCUCGUGUACCCGCUCGUGCAACCUUAGACCACUCUGACUCCUUCAGCGCGAGCAUAGAGAUCUAUGCCGAGGACGGUGAGCACUCCAUGAUUCAGGUUGAGGACCUGACCAUCAAGCCAUUUGCUCCGGCAACUGAAGCAGACGAUCGUCGUCUGUUUUCGCGUAUACACUUUGACGUCGCCUCCCCAGACGGAGCCUCUGUCGUCGCUGGAGCCCGUCCAUCGACAGAAGAGAUUGACUUGGCCACAAUAUGCGAGAGAGUCUCGUACUACUAUGUCAGAAAGUGGAGAUCGGAGAUCAGCGAGACAGACUGGGCAAACGGCCAGGACCAUCAUUCCAGUCUCCGGGAAUAUGUGAACCAUACGUUUGAUACGGCUUCAGGUGGAAAACACCCAUGUAUCAAGAAGGAGUGGACGAACGACACCAAAGAGGAAAUCGAGAAAUUGAUCAGCAGCGUGGCUGGCGAGAGAAAAAUGAUUAUAACUCGAGCAAUAUCUAGGUUCUCGGACAAUGUCGACUUGAAGCUGAUCUCGGCGGUGGGUGAGAACAUUCCCGCCGCCGUACGAGGCGAGACGACCAUCUUGGAACAUAUGCUCCCGGACAACAUGCUCGACGACUUCUAUAAGAAGGGUCUUGGUUUCCAGAGAUAUAAUACUUUCUUGGCCGGCAUGAUGAAGCAGAUGAUACAUCGAUAUCCCCACGCUAGGAUCCUCGAAAUAGGUGCCGGAACUGGUGGAGCUACAAAAGCCGUUUUGGAAAGCAUUGGCACCUCUUUCUCCUCGUAUACAUAUACAGACGUGUCAGUGGGUUUCUUCCAACAGGCCUCGGAGCUGUUCAAGGAGUACAGCAAUCAGAUGGCAUUCAAGGUUUUGGAUAUUGAGAAGCCGCCUUCCGGCCAAGGCUACGAGCCUCACUCAUAUGACAUUGUCAUCGCCUCCAAUGUUCUACAUGCAACCGCAUCGCUCCAGAGAACACUUGAGCACACGAGGCAGCUUCUCAAGCCAGGUGGAUAUCUUUUACUGCUCGAAUUGACCAACAAUGGACCAACCCGCUUCAGUAACAUUAUGGGCGGCCUUCCUGGUUGGUGGCUGGGAGUUGACGACGGCCGCAAAUACGCACCUACCAUCACCCCGGGACGCUGGCAUACUGCUCUUCGCAAAGCUGGCUUCGGUGGAAUUGAUGCCAUCACCCCUGAGAUUGACCAACUGUCCUGGCCGUUGUCUAUCAUGGCGUCACAGGCCGUGAAUGAUCAAGUGAACUUCCUCCGGCGUCCCCUAGUGAAGACUUUGUCCUCCACCACAAUUAACAUGGAGAGCCUUGUUAUCAUGGGCACCGGAAGCCUUGAAAGUGCUCAGAUCGCCGAGGAGUUGGAAGACCUUCUUGAUGGAUUCUUCCGUCAUAUCACCAUUCUUGACGGCUUACCCACCGAGGACGAUGCUCUUUUGGUGCCUCCCAUGAGCGUAUUUAUCAACCUUGUGGACAUUGCUUCCCCAAUUUUCCGAGGGAUGACGGCCGAGAAAAUGGAAAGUUUGAAGCGAGUGUACGACUUGGCGAAGCAGAUUCUCUGGAUCACCGUGGGUGCCCAGGGAGACGAGCCAUACCACAUGGCAAGUAUAAGCUUCAGCCGCGCCAUGAGUCACGAGGCCGGACACAUUUUCUUGAAUCAUCUCGAUAUGUCGGGUCUCAACCAAGACACCUCCAGGAUCAUCGCUGAAUAUCUCUUGCGGCAAACUGCCCUUGACGAAUGGCAGUCGUCGUCUAGUCAAAAAGACAAGUUGCUUUGGUCAAAGGAGCCAGAGGCAUUCUACAAUCAUGGCCACCUCAUGGUUCCCCGACUGAUCAGCAACGUUGAUCAGAAUGCUCGAAUCAAUUCUGCCAGACGAGUUAUCACCAAGACUAUACCUACAUCAGCCUCAAAAAUUGCCAUUCUACCGUCCUCCGAUUCUUUCUCGCUUGUGGAACAGAUCAUCCCUACGCCAAUCGAAGCCCAUGAAAGACUUGUGGGGAUCGAGCGCUCAAGUUUGAUGGCGCUUCGUGUCGCAGCGGACACCUUCCUGUUCAUUGGGUUCGGGAAGGACAGGACCACACAGGAGAGCCUGUUGGUGCUUUCGUGUUCCAAUUCCAACGAGGUGGUUCCCCAUGCCCGUGUCCCGGUUGAGCCUACUCAAUCAUCUGAACAGCUUCUUGUUGCUGUUGCCAGCGAGUGUGUAUCUGCAUCCCUUAUGGAAAAUGUACCCUCAGGUAGUAGCAUGGUGAUUCAUGGUACCAGCAGCGAUCGCUUCUUCAUCGACGCGCUUUCGCGGCGAGCAGUGACAAAAAGAAUCUGCUUGACUGUCACUACUGACAAUGAGAGUUUCAAUCGCACACAAGGGCUGAAUUGGAUGAGGCUGAGUGCACGCAUGCCCAAACAGACAAUCCGACAGCUGUUGCAGUCAGCCAGGGCCACGCACUAUCUCGAUUUGACGACAACUGUUUCUGAGCUUAGCCAGAUCAUUUCUGCUGUCCUGCCUUCACAACACAAGAGAAUUGAGCUUGCUGAACUCUUCCGUGAAGAAUCGCUAUUGUCAGGCGAAACGACGAAACUGACCAGUCGGCUGAAGGACGCUCUUGGAAGCCUGUCAGACACGUCAGACGUUGAUGUUCAGGACUUGGUCGUUCCACUCCAUCAUGUGAGGGAUCAACCACGGCCUAGCUAUACGACGGCAGUGGUCGACUGGAGCGCAAGUGAAAAUGUUACUGUAGAUGUGCGACCUCUCGAUGCGCAGCGCCUUUUCUCUCAAGACAAGACAUACUUGCUCAUUGGGCUUUCAGGCCAAAUUGGCCAGUCACUUUGUGACUGGAUGGUCUCCAACGGAGCCGGCUGCGUAUGCCUAACGAGUCGCAAUCCUGAUGUUGACAAGGACUGGCUGAAGACUUUUGAGGCAAAGGAUGCCACCGUGAGAAUAUACUCGAUGGAUAUUACAGAUAAGGCCGCCUUGGAACGAGUUGUGAGCGAUGUCAGAGCCACUUGUCCGCCCAUUGCCGGUGUUGCCAACGGAGCGAUGGUGCUAAAAGACAUCUUGUUCUCGAAGAUGUCUGUGGAAACGAUGCAGGCUGUCCUGGGGCCAAAGAUUGACGGAACACGCAAUCUUGAUGAAAUAUUUUACAACGAACCUCUGGACUUCUUCAUCCUGUUUUCGUCAUCAGCCUGUGUGAUCGGCAACUCCGGCCAAUCAAACUAUGCCGCAGCCAACGGGUUCUUGAAUGGUCUAGCUAAACAGCGACGCAAACGUGGUCUGGCUGCCUCGGCAAUGGAUAUCGGGCGUGUCGCCGGCAUUGGCUAUGUCGAGACGGCUGGCAAGGCUGUCAUGCAACAGUUGACCCGGUUCGGCCUCAUGGCCAUUAACGAGCUUGAGCUGCACCACAUGUUUGCUGAAACUGUCCUGGCUGGGUACCCUAGGAACGAGGACAAAGCUGGCAUUACCAAUGCUGUAGUGACUACUGGCAUCCGAACUAUCCGCGAUGAUGAGGAUAUCUUGGGUCCAUGGUUUGACAAUCCCCUUUUCUCACACUGCAUAAUUGAGUCCCGGGACACUCAAACAGCCACGGAUACUCAGGAUAAAAAAGCUUCGAUUCCCGUAGCUGCACAGUUGAGAAUGGCAUCCACAAUGGAGGAAGCUCUUGAAAUCGUGAAAAGCUGCUUUGCUGACAAGCUGCGCGUUAUCCUGCAACUUUCUGAUCAAUCCAUCCAUCACGAUGUCCCCCUUGUUGAACUUGGUCUCGACUCGUUGGUCGCAGUGGAAGUGCGAUCCUGGUUCCUGAAGGAGCUCAAGGUCGACAUACCGGUGUUGAAGGUUGUUGGUGGAGCAUCCUUGGCAGAGAUAUGUGAACAAGCUCUCAUGAAGUUGCCCGAAGACAUCAUUUCGGGUGUUGGUGGAGCCAAGGAGACGCCACGAUCACCUUCUCCUCCGUCAUCGGGCUCAACUGAACCUCGAGUGGCGCGUUCCAGCAGUCCAUCCUCUUCCGACUCCACUCCUCCCAGCGUGACUCCCAGUAACGAUGGUGCCCUCACACCGUCUUCCUCGACUCAGCUGUCAUCAGCGUCCACUUCGUUCGAGGACCUCGGAGAAUUGACAAAGCAAAAGGAAAUUGUCAGACCCUCGAGCCGAUUUCUCAAGAGGGAACUAAUUUCGCUCGGACAAUCACGUUUCUGGUUCCUCCGGCUUCUACUCGACGACCAGACGACAUCUAACGUUGCUUUCUACUAUCGCAUCACCGGCAAUCUGCGUAUUGGCGAUCUGGAGCGAGCAGUCCGUACUGUCACUACUCGCCACGAAGCGCUGCGCACCUGCUUUGUUGAAGACGAGACCCAGGGUGAACGGGCUUACCAGAAUGUCAUGAGCAGCUCUCCCUUGCGACUUGAGCGGAAAGAAAUUCGUUCGGUCGACGAUGUGGCCCUCGAAUACUCCAAGCUGAAGGGAUACUCCUUUGACCUUGAAAGUGGUGAUUUGAUUCGACUUUUGCUACUUUCGCUGUCGCCCACAUCGCAUUAUUUGCUAGUCAAUUAUCAUCAUAUUCUGAUGGAUGGUGUUAGUUUCCAGGUCUUCCUCUCGGAUCUAGAGAAGGCCUACAAUGGAGAUCCACUGGGAGCACCUCCGCGGCAAUUCCCUGCCUUCUCGGCCGCCCAGCGGAAUGCUCUUGAGACCGGAGGCAUGGCACAGGAGUUACAAUACUGGCGAGGGGUGUUCCCAGUUGGCGAGCAGCCACCCGUUCUGCCGCUCUUGCCUAUGGCCAAGUCUCCUUCCCGAUUGCCGAUGAAGAAUUUCGACGUCCAUCAAGUACAAUAUCGACUUGACCCAGCACUGAGGGCACGUAUCAAGUCGAUGGCGAAAGGUCAACGAUCUACGCCAUUCCACUUUUACUUGGCCGCGUUCAAAGCAAUGCUAUUCAGAUUCACCGACGUGGAAGACUUGACAAUCGGAAUUGCCGAUGCUAACCGCACCACAGACGAUGUAAUGAAGAGCAUUGGUUUCUUCUUGAAUCUGCUGGUCCUACGAUUCCGCCGGCACUCCGAUCAAAGCUUUAGCGAUGCCGUAUCCGAGGCUCGCAUUACCAGCUAUGCAGCGCUCGCAAAUUCCCGACUUCCCUUUGACGUGUUGCUGAGCGAUUUCGGUGUGGCUCGCUCUUCGUCCUAUAGUCCCUUCUUCCAGGCAUUCUUUGACUAUCGCCAAGGUGCGCAGGAAAGGCAUCCUUGGGGCAAUACGCAGUUCGAGUUCCAGGAACUUCACCCCGGACGCACUUCCUACGACAUCACACUGGAUGUCACGGACAAUGAGUCAGAUGCUCUGAUCAUGCUGCGGGUUCAAAAAAGUCUUUACGAUAUCACCUCGGCAAAUCUUCUCUUGGAGACUUACGUGCACCUUUUGGAUACCGUCUCCAUCGAUAUGACGCUACGUCUUCAGGAUACGCCGCUCUUUGGCACAAAACAGCUUACCCAGGCAAUCAAAAUAGGCAGAGGUCGUUCUCUGAUUUCUGACUGGCCAUCGACACUUCCGCAUCGUAUUGAUGAAGUGGCCCAGGAGAACCCAGAUAAGAUAGCGCUGGUCGAUGGGAUCAAUCAAGACUUGACGUACUCCGACAUGAUAUAUCGGAUUGAGGCUAUUUCCCAGGCUCUUCAAAACGUCGACAUAGGCCCUGGCUCGCGUGUCUUGGUGUUCCAGACCGCGGCUUCUGAUUGGGUGUGCUCCAUGCUGGCCAUCAUGCGCAUCGGAGCCAUUUAUGUCCCCCUGGACCUCCGCAAUCCUGUUGCCCGGUUGGCAGUGGUUGCAAAUGACUGUCAACCAGGCGCCAUUCUCGCGGACCAUACCACACGUGGAGACGUGGCCAAUUUGAGCGUGCCGUCUGCCUUCACAAUCGACGUGUCUAGCCUCCCGAGAAAGCCUUCGUCUCAUAUUCCCAACCGUGCGCAGGGGGCCUCUCCCGCGGCAAUUUUAUAUACGAGUGGCUCGACAGGAACCCCGAAGGGGAUCAUCGUCACGCAUUCCGGUCUCCGCAAUGAGAUAGAAGGCUACACGAAGGAAUGGGAACUCGGGCCAGAACGAACAUUGCAACAAAGUGCUUUCACCUUUAACCACUCUUCUGACCAGAUCUACACUGGCCUGGUGAACGGUGGUACCGUUUACAUUGUACCGUGGAGCAAGCGCGGCGACCCUAUCGAAAUCACGAAAAUUAUCAAGGACAACGCAAUCACCUACACCAAAGCGACUCCGUCUGAGUACUCACUGUGGAUGCAGUUCGGGGCGGACAAUAUUUCUCAAGCUACACAAUGGCGUCGCGCCUUUGGUGGCGGAGAGCCUUUGACCAGCGUCGUCACGCAGCAAUUCGCCGACCUUGGGCUCCCGCUUCUUCGGGUUUACAACUCAUACGGACCAACCGAGAUCUCCAUUUCAUCGACCAAGAUGGAGCUCGACUACCGGAACCAGAAGAAAAUGGACGACGGUCGCAUUCCUUGUGGUUACUCGUUGCCAAACUAUCACGUAUAUGUUGUUGACGAGAAGCUGAAGCCACUACCAGCAGGUAUGCCUGGAGAGAUAUGCAUUGGCGGGGCUGGCGUUGCGAUUGGAUAUCUCAACAAGGAACUUACCGAUCAGCAUUUCAUCGCCAACCCGUUCACAACCCCUGAGGAUGUCAGCCAUGGAUGGACACGAAUGUACCGCACUGGGGAUAUCGGACAUCUCCAGGAUGAUGGUGCUAUGGUCUUUCACAGUCGCAUGGCAGGCGACACGCAGAUCAAGAUCCGGGGGAUUCGAAUCGAGCUGAGUGACAUCGAGACCAAUAUCAUUUCCGCCUCUGGGGGCGUUUUGCAAGAUGCUGUCGUCACCCUUCGCGAGGGAGAUCCUGACUUCCUUGUCGCCCAUGUUGUGCUCAGGCGGGAGCAUCUAAUCUCAGACCAAGAAUCCUUCCUCCAGCAGCUGCUGAGCCGGCUCCCACUUCCACCAUACAUGAUUCCAGUCCUCGCGAUCCCACUAGAGUCUCUUCCUUUGACCAACCACUCCAAGGUGGAUCGCAAAGCGCUGGGGUCCCUUCCGCUACCUCAACGAAUUCAAAGUUCUCAGACAAACGGGGAACUGACGAGUACCAUGAGGCAGUUGGAGCAAAUCUGGCGGGAGAUUCUUGGAAACUCCGGACUCGAUCUCGACAUCCACCCAUCCACCAACUUCUUCCAUGUGGGCGGUAACUCCCUUCUGGUAAUCCGUCUUCAGCAACACAUACGUCAGGUGUUCAAUGUCGUGAUCCGCCUUGCCGAGCUACUGGACGCUAGCACGCUGGGUGACAUGGCGCGCAAGGUCGAAGAAGGUAUUGACCUCGACCUUAUCAACUGGGAAGAGGAGACGGCACCCCCUUCUAUUCCUGAUUUCAUCAAAGAUGUGACUGGAGGUCGUGCCAAUCAGCAGCAGCCCCUGACAAUUUUGCUCACCGGUGCAACGAGCUACAUUGCCAAAUAUCUUAUUCCGCAACUCGCUGCCAGACCAGAUGUUCAAAGAAUUCAUUGCGUCGCUGUGAGAGAGAAGGAAUCGGAAGGACGUCGUGAAAUUUAUCAGUCUUCCAAAUUGGUGAUUCAUGAGGGUGACUUGACGGUACCACAACUUGGUCUGUCUGAGCAGGAGUUCCGCUCGCUAUCCAGCACUGUGGAUGCCAUAGUGCACCUUGGCGCCGUUCGAUCGUUCUGGGACAACUAUCAUGCCCUCAAAGCGUGCAAUGUCCUUCCUACCCGGGAGUUGGUCAAGCUUGCUACCCCGCGCAGUAUUCCUAUCCACUACAUCUCGACGGUAGGAGUGCUAUCCCGAAAAGCUGAAGCCGCUGAGAUUUCUGCUGCGUCGUGUGUUCCCGCGACUGAUGGAUCUAACGGUUAUGUGGCGUCGCGCUGGGCCAGUGAGCGAAUCUUGGAACGUGCAUCGCAAAGCCUACGCAUCCCGGCUUCUAUCUAUCGCUUCCUUCCUUCCAUCCAACAAACAUCACCACAGGAUGUGCUGGACGAAUUUGCGCGCUUUGUUGAUGUGUCUGGAGUCAUGCCUAGCAUGGAUGGAUGGGAAGGACGGAUUGAUAUGGUUCCUGCCGAGCAGAUUGCCAAUUGGCUAUCUCAAUCAGUUGUUGCGGAUGACUGCGCAGGCUUCACUCGAUUCUCGCAUUAUGAAAGCCAUGUCGCGGUUGAUGUGGGCGUUCUGAGAGAUUACCUUGAAACGAAGAAAGGUAGUCUGGGACUGAAAAGGAUGCCUGGUCUUCGAUGGAUUGGACUCAUCAAGGCGCUCGGUUUUGGUUAUUUCUUGACGUCGCAAGACGUCACUGUUGGCGACCAUCAGGAUGGCCAAACAUACGAAUCACGGCGGUAG
Molecule: messenger RNA, 11964 nt
Organism: Penicillium bovifimosum
Lineage: Eukaryota; Fungi; Ascomycota; Eurotiomycetes; Eurotiales; Aspergillaceae
Product: hybrid PKS-NRPS biosynthetic cluster
Exons: 8
Coding region: 1-11964 (3987 amino acids)
Biological process (GO): fatty acid biosynthetic process; secondary metabolite biosynthetic process
Molecular function (GO): 3-oxoacyl-[acyl-carrier-protein] synthase activity; fatty acid synthase activity; phosphopantetheine binding
Source: RefSeq, a predicted model, not a curated record